This is a messenger RNA of Morchella sextelata, 1407 nucleotides long. RefSeq lists its product as uncharacterized. The coding region runs from base 1 to 1407 and encodes 468 amino acids. NCBI's taxonomy places the organism in Eukaryota, Fungi, Ascomycota, Pezizomycetes, Pezizales, Morchellaceae. The transcript has 4 exons. Gene Ontology annotation, molecular function: protein binding. The record is from RefSeq and is a predicted model, not a curated record.
AUGGAGAAGACAACCAUGGGUCUGUCCGAUACUACUACUGGGACUACGGGGACUAUUCUUAUAUCAUCAAUGUCGUCCACACCACAACCAUCAACAACCUCAGCACCAGCAUCAUCAUCAGCAGCAGCAGUGGCAGACGCAGCAGCAACAUCAAACGAUUGCUGCUCUCCCUCUUCCCGCCAACAGACUGACAGCAGCAGCAGCCCGCCUCGAAAAAGCCCCAGGGCCGAGAUCACGACUGCAACUGCAACAGCAAUGGCGAGCAGGAACGGGUUAUCACUGGAGAGUCUUCCACUUGAAGUGAUCCACCAAAUCUUCUCCCUCCUGACGCUCACCGACCUCACCUCUCUCCGCCUCACCUCCCGCCCCCUCUGCUCCUCCGCAACAGCGAACCCCCACUGGCGCCACCACUUCACAAACCUCCUCCCCGCCCACGCCGCGCUGCUCGAUGUCGCCGCCAUCCCGCCAAGCGCCUGGUCGUUCGCGCACGUCCCCGACGGCUACUUCCGCGCCUACACGACACUGGUACGGACAGCGCGCGAGGACUGGCUACACAGCGACCAAGACCUCAAGGGCACGCUAUGGAUGGUUCUGUUCAAGGCCUUCCUGAAAGAGGGGGGUGCGCGCAGCGACGACCCAAACUACCACACACUCAUAGAGAUGCGGGCGGACUGCACAUCGAUCCCGCUGGAGGGGCAGCCGCUGAAUAGCUCGAGCUGGUAUGUAGACGGGAGGCCGAGCUUGAGAUUCCCCUGUUACCCACCCAACGUCCCCUCGCGCGACCCAUUCACGUGGUGUAGGAUAAUGCAGCACGUCUCAGUGCUCAUGCUAACAGACUCCCCGGACCUCCUGGAGAACCUGGUACACCUCAACACCUCCAUCCUCAACGCCUCGAACCUCCCAGAAGCGCAGCGGGACGCACGCAUAAAGACGCUACAGGAGGCCAACGACGCCGUGCUCGAGAACCGGAAGAAGGGCUUCAGCGACCGGCUCAAGACGCUACACCUACUACGGAGCGAACGCAACAGCAGCACCAGCGGCGGCGGCUACAGCAACGCUGAGCUGCCAGAGCUCGACGGCGUGGUCAACGGCAGCGGAUCGGCGGCGGCGGCGGCGGCGGCCAACGAGGAGGAAAGCGACUGGAGUCACGAUAAUGGCGACGGGGACGAGGAGGAGUGGAGCGAUGGCGAGGGUGGCGGCGGUGAGUAUAGUUACAUCUUUGGGGAGUGCGUGCUUUUUCAGCAUAUACAGCAGCAGCACGCCCGGCAGAACACGACGUUGGCGGCGGCGUCGCCGGCGGAGUCUUCGUCUUCGGGGGAGGGAGCGGGGCCGGCGGUGGAGUCGAGUUUGGAGGGACAAUUUGUUGGAGGAACAGCAGUUGUGGACGAGGAUUCUGCGGGGCAAUAA